AUGACUAGGCAGUUGUUGACAUGGACGAGCCUCGGCCUCUUCCUUUCGCUGACGGCUGCUGAGCAGCCUUCUGCUCCAAAGCCCGUCGCUGCGCCUAUGAGAUCGCUGCCAUGGGGCGAUAUAAACUUUUUGCAAACCACGGAUACACAUAGCUGGCAUGCAGGACACCUUCAAGAGCCACAAUAUUCCGCAGAUUGGGGGGACUAUAUAUCUUUUGCCGAACGAAUGCGCCAGAAGGCAGAUGAUGUUGGCGUGGAUCUUCUACUUGUUGAUACAGGUGACCGAAUAGAGGGCAACGGCCUAUAUGAUGCUUCCGAUCCCAAGGGCGUAUACUUCUACGACAUCGUGAAGGAACAGAACAUUGAUAUUAUUUGCACGGGCAAUCACGAGUUAUAUCAAGCCGAUGCCUCGGCUCGCGAAUACAAUACAACAGUUCCAAAUUUUAAGGGGAAAUAUCUCGCGUCGAAUUUGGACUACAUAAAUCCGAAAACUGGGGAGCAAGUUCCUAUGGCCCAGCGGUAUCGAAAGUUCACGACCAAAAAUAAGGGAAUCCGGAUUGUGGCAUUUGGGUUUUUAUUUGAUUUUACAGGUAAUGCAGACAAUACCGUUGUCCAGCCAGUUGAAAAGACCAUCAAAGAGGAGUGGUUCCAGGAUGCAAUUAGGGAAGAGGCCGAUCUAUUCGUCAUUAUUGGACAUGUUACACUCCACGGCCCAGAAUACAAAGCUAUUUAUAAAGCUAUCCGAGGCCAAAACUGGGACACCCCGAUUCAGUUUUUCGGUGGGCACAGCCAUAUCCGGGACUUUGCAAAAUAUGAUUCCAAAGCGUAUGCGUUACAAAGUGGCCGAUAUAUGGAAACCCUUGGCUGGAUGUCUAUAGAAGGCAUAAAGGGGAAAGGGAAAAAAGAUGGAUCCAAGCAGCUUGGGCCACGCGCCAGUAUGUCCUUUAAGAGAAGGUACAUCGACAAUAACUUAUUCGGGUAUCAUUACCAUACCGGUUUGAACGAAUCUACAUUCUCUACCGAUCAUGGUAAGAACGUAUCGUCCAUGAUACAUGAAGCAAGGAAAGCCCUAGACCUUGAUCGCAUCUACGGUUGUGCACCAAGAGACCUUUGGCUCAAUAGAGCACCGUAUCCGGGCAAUAAGAGUAUCUUCACAUGGCUCGAGGAAGAAGUCAUGCCUGAAGCCGCCGUAACGGAAAAGCGCAAAGAUAAACCAAGACUUGCAAUCACUAACACCGGCGCCCUAAGAUUCGAUAUUUUUAAGGGUGCUUUUACUCACGAUACUACCUACAUCAUAUCUCCUUUCGUCAGCCAAUUUCGCUAUAUCAGAGAUGUACCAUACAAAUCAGCCAAGCAGGUUUUACCAUUACUCAACAACGGAGGGCCUAUCCUUAAAACUACUAGCUUGAAACACUGGGAGCUUGCACCUCCCGAGCAAAUGUCAAUCCUCACUGAUAUCAUUGCUCCUGAAGUACUCUCUCCCGAACCUUUCGUCCAAAACGGCUGGCAAUCCCCUCUCAUACCCGCCACCGACGACGAACCCGAUCUAAUCCCCGGCUACACAACCAAAGACGAUGGUGGAGAUGAUGGAGAUGAUACGCUCCAUAAACAAAUCUCCUUCUACCGCGUGCCGAACUGUAUCCAAAGCACGAUAUCAUUCCCCGAUGAUGGCAGUGACCCUGAAACCGUGGAUCUGAUAUUCGUGGAUUUUAUACAGCCCUGGAUUCUGGUGGCGUUGCAAUAUGUGGGCGAGAGUUAUAAGGAGACUGAUGUAAGCAUUUACAGGGAGGAAACGUUGACCCAAUUGAUGGCUGCGUGGAUUAAGAAGAAUUGGAAGAAGGACUGUUAG
This is a messenger RNA of Venustampulla echinocandica, 1848 nucleotides long. Its product is annotated as Metallo-dependent phosphatase. Gene Ontology annotation, molecular function: hydrolase activity. The transcript is spliced from 2 exons. The record is from RefSeq and is a predicted model, not a curated record. Gene Ontology annotation, biological process: nucleotide catabolic process. The coding region runs from base 1 to 1848 and encodes 615 amino acids. Gene Ontology annotation, cellular component: cytosol. NCBI's taxonomy places the organism in Eukaryota, Fungi, Ascomycota, Leotiomycetes, Helotiales, Pleuroascaceae.